AUGCGUGAGACGCGAAGGAGCCAGAACCCUUGUAGCGGGCCAAACAACCUUAAGAUUCUGGGAGCACAUGAUCCUCACUCGCACAGUUGCGCUGCACACGUUGCUGAUCACGGCUCAUCCGCUCGAGUGCGCAAUCGCCCGUCACGGCCGGCACCUGACGAUCCAUGCCCGGGCACCUUUUGGAACGGUGUGAAGAGUGUUGUCCAUUGCUAUAUGCCACUUGCCUCUUCACCCGUCGACCGCCGCCUCCGCAAUGCGAUGUACAGGUAA
Purpureocillium lilacinum is the source of this 270-nucleotide messenger RNA. Lineage: Eukaryota; Fungi; Ascomycota; Sordariomycetes; Hypocreales; Ophiocordycipitaceae. The record is from RefSeq and is a predicted model, not a curated record.